AUGGUCUCUUUCCGCAAUUUCUUCACUGCCACUCUGGCUCUUGCUUCUCCCAUCUCUGCGGCUCUUACUGCUGUCCAAAUCACCGGCAACAUCAAGACGCUCACCAGCAAGAGCAUGGCUAUCCAGGCUCCUGCCCAGUCCAUUACUAUCGUCAACGGCCCUCUCAUCGUUGUGGGCCUGGGACCGUUCCCCACCAUCAUUGCUGGCUUCACCGACAUCAUCAGCACUACUUCCGUUGCCAUUUCCCAGAUGCAGGAAUCUACCCCCAUUGCCGCUGGUGCCGACUCGGACAUGAUUUAUGAGGCUUUUCGCGAGUUUGUCCGUGUCCACCAGGCGCUCCUCAACAUCCUUAUUGGAAAGGCAGGCCUCUUCAACACUGUUCCCGUUAUCGGCCAGCCUGUCGCUGCUAUACUCCAGCAGCUUGAGGGCAUUGUCGACAAAAUUGCCUUUGACCUCAUUGACCUUGUCGAGGCUCGCGCAUCCGACCUCCAGAAAGAGACCAACGCCCUCGGCGCGACCCUUGACGUCUGCAUCAACAGCUACAAGGGUAUUUCUACCUAAGCGAUUUUUCAAAGACGCUCUCUUCUCAAACGGUAGCCGCUGUUCCAGAGUCGGCCAUGCAAAAAUACCAACAGGGAAGAUGAAUGUUCUGGAGGAUGUGGGUGAGUGAGUGAUGAAUGGUGGUCUCUCGACCCAUCUCUCACAUCGACAAGGGUACAAUGGUGGUUUACGCCACAACAAUGGUUUUCUUGUAUCAUCCCUUUAACUCUUAAUUGUCUAUACAUAGUUUUUCUCUAUCAAUGCAACAAUUCGAUAGGUUUCCGUUCCAGCGGACUCACCUGC
Messenger RNA from Exserohilum turcica Et28A, 843 nucleotides. RefSeq lists its product as uncharacterized. Lineage: Eukaryota; Fungi; Ascomycota; Dothideomycetes; Pleosporales; Pleosporaceae. The record is from RefSeq and is a predicted model, not a curated record. The transcript has 3 exons. Bases 1 to 561 code for a protein of 186 amino acids.